GUGCCUUAUUUUUCCAGAGAAUAAAUAUGAGUGAUAGAAGAAGGUUGGUUUUUUCCAUCUUGAAGUUCUGUUCGGCAGAAAUGCAAUCCAACCAACUUUCUGAUGAUGCUAAGGAAAGCUUAGAGGUUGCAAGCCAGUGCCUACAGUCCGCCUAUGCACUCAACCUUGAGGACAAACAUCUUGAUGUUUCUCAGACGUUAGAAGAAAUAUUUAAAGCUGCUACUCUAAAUGAGCCGUUGAAGAAGAAAGGACCCCCCUCAGCAGCGGACAAAGAGGAAGCUGAACGCCUCAAGACUGAAGGAAACAAUUUGAUGAGAACAGAGAAGUUUACAGACGCUCUUCUUAUGUACUCAAAGGCAAUCGAACUUGAUGGAAGUAAUCCCGUUUUUUACUGUAAUAGAGCUGCUGCCCAUAGUAAGAUGAAUAGUCAUCAUCUAGCAAUAGAAGAUUGUCAGAGAGCAGUAGAUAUGGAUGCUACAUAUAGCAAGGCGUACGGACGAAUGGGAUUAGCUAAUUCUAGCCUGGAGAAGCAUAAGGAGGCUGUGGAUAACUUCAAGAAAGCACUAGAGCUGGAACCUGAUAACGAGAGUUAUAAAUCCAACCUACAGAUAGCAGAAGAUAAGGUUCGCACCAUGGGAACUACUGGAGGAGGAGGUUUGGGAGGUAUGCCCGGCCUUGGAGGAUUACCCAUGGGACCUGGAGGAUUUGACCUCGGAGGGUUUUUAAAUAAUCCUGCUCUCAUGAACAUGGCCAGCACUAUGCUCCAGGAUCCUAAUAUGCAGAAUAUGAUGUCCCAGAUGAUGGGUGGAGGUGGUCUGGGUGGUCUAGGAGGUAUGGGAGGGGGUCCAGGAGUUCCAACUGGAUCUGAAGGAGGUCCUCCACCUAACAUUGAAGGACUACUUCAAGCAGGUCAGCAGUUAGCUCAGCAGAUGCAGGCCAGUAACCCAGAGCUAGUAGAGCAGCUCAGGAGGCAGAUGAUGGGAGGACCAGGAGCUAAUCCUCCAGGACCUAAUAAUCAACCUCCACCAGGCAACAUCUAAACCUAUCCAACCCCCUCCUGUCAACAUUUUAACCUAUCCAACCUCCGCCUGCUGGCAACAUAUAAACCUAUCCAACCUCCACCUGGCAAUAUCUAAACCCAUCCAACCUCCUCCUGUCAACAUUUGAAACUAUCCAACCUCCGCCUGCUGGCAACAUCUAAACCUAUCCAACCUCCACCUGGUAAUAUCUAAACCUAUUUAACCUCCACCUGGCAAUAUCUAAACCUAUCCAACAUCAAAAUAAAAGAAAUUUGAAUUAUAUAUCCUGUCUAAGAACUAAUUGUUGUCUGACCUGACGCCUGAAAUUGUUAAAUGCCUAUUUUUCUUGAUAUUUUUUUUUAAUGAAAAUGAAAUGUUCUCAUUAAUGUUUAUUCUUUUGUUUGUUCUUGAUAAAAUAAGAUUAUAUUGAAAAAAUGAAUUGUUAAAUAAUCUCAGUGUCACUCUUGACAAAGCUAAGAUAUGGUUUGGAUAAAUGUCUCCUCAACCCUGCCCCUUGAUUUAAUUAAUUUAAUCUGCUUUCACAUUAUUAUAAUUGUUAAAUAUUAUUAAACGCUCUUUUUUAAAUUAUUUAAUUAGUUUUCACGCCGCGAAAUGUAAUACUUAAUAGUCAAUAAAUUUUCAUACUAGUGUUUCAA
This is a messenger RNA of Eurytemora carolleeae, 1675 nucleotides long. Its product is annotated as small glutamine-rich tetratricopeptide repeat-containing protein alpha. NCBI's taxonomy places the organism in Eukaryota, Metazoa, Arthropoda, Copepoda, Calanoida, Temoridae. Gene Ontology annotation, cellular component: TRC complex; membrane. The record is from RefSeq and is a predicted model, not a curated record. Gene Ontology annotation, molecular function: molecular adaptor activity; protein binding. The transcript has 9 exons. The coding region runs from base 27 to 1040 and encodes 337 amino acids. Gene Ontology annotation, biological process: post-translational protein targeting to endoplasmic reticulum membrane.